This is a messenger RNA of Phanerochaete carnosa HHB-10118-sp, 831 nucleotides long. RefSeq lists its product as uncharacterized. The record is from RefSeq and is a predicted model, not a curated record. NCBI's taxonomy places the organism in Eukaryota, Fungi, Basidiomycota, Agaricomycetes, Polyporales, Phanerochaetaceae. The transcript has 2 exons. Gene Ontology annotation, biological process: regulation of DNA-templated transcription. Gene Ontology annotation, cellular component: nucleus. Gene Ontology annotation, molecular function: zinc ion binding. Bases 1 to 831 code for a protein of 276 amino acids.
AUGUCGUACAAGACAGCCUGGUCGAAGAGUGGAGGGUCCUUACCCUCAGAUCGGAUACCCUCGCGUACCACCACUCCGAAGCCAAAAUCGACGAAGGCGAGUCGAAGCAACACGCCUGGCGCUGCAUCUCCUCCAAAGAGCAAAGAGGUGCUUAGGCUUGAGAUUCUCAGGGACGGCCUACAAGCGGUGGUGUCGCGUGGGGGUGUACUAGGGACGGACCCAAAGGGCGGCUGCUUCUGUCAAGCUCGCUCGCAUGUUAUCUCAACAUAUAACUCCGCAUGCAUGCAAUGCGGCCUCCCGUUGUGCAUGCUCAACCUCCCGAACUACGCAUGCCCCUCCUGCGUCUCGCCGCUGCACAGCGAGCCCGCGUUGCACGCGCUCCUUGCGCAGGUGCUCGACGAACUCGAUGUGGUGCUGCGCAAGGAGGAGGAUGCGCGCCGGCAGGCCGAGGACGAGCGCAAGCGCAUCCAGGGCUCCUUCCCCACACUCGCCGCGGCCACCACCGCGUCGAGCGACAGUCUCGUCAAUCUCCCGGGUGGCCUGGCGCCGCCGCCACAGCAACAACAAGCACACAAGGUGCUCUCGCUGAAUGCGAAGACGAAGCGUGUCACGGUCGCGUCGUACACGAAGAAGCCGCGGGCGACCCCGCCGCCAAGCGGUCCCGGCUCGCGUGCAGAGUCGCCGACGGAGUGGGACGAGGGCUUGCCCGCGCGGAUACACGGUCCACCGCGGGAGAUACCUUUGCCGCAAGCGCCUGCGCGUACGCUGGAGGCUCGACCGUGGUUCAAUGCGAGAGAGGACGUUACAUACGUCGAUCCUGCGAGGCUGUGA